UGCAAUUGUUUGGGACUAUUUUGCUGGCUUUAGCUAAAAACAGCGUAGAAACCACCAAAUAUUAUGCCCUGAACUACUGAUCGAGGUUUCUUUGUACAUAAAGAGGAUGGCAUCCUCCCCUGUGCUUCCCCAACGCCCUCUGGAUCUACUACAGCAAAGAAGGUUACCAAAUGUUUAACAACCUACACAUGUGAACUGUUUUGUGUCAUUUAUACCUCCUUAAAUCCAAAUGAAACACUUAAGAGUGCUGGUCUGCAGACAUCAUCCAGCUCUCGGGAGGUGGACAUGCUCCAACUGUCCUACACAAACGGCAGGGGACAUCAUCAUGUGGCGUGUUUGUGUGCAAGCCUCAGUUAUAGGAACUGGACCCACAAUCACAACUCUGAGGCAGCGCUGGCAACAUGAGACAGAGUAAUCUGGAUCCAUAGGAUGUUGGUCACAGGAAAAUGAUUUGAGAACCUCAAGUGCAAAACAAGAAGUUUACUGUAGGCAAACAGACUAUCUGAACAUGGAGUGCAGGGCCGGGGUCGGUGCUGAGUGAUGAGCAGGUGUGCAGGAGACUGGCAGCAGGAGUGGAUCGCCACACCCAGAUGAACACUUCGAGGGAACAAGAGGGAAGUAGCCCUACUGCUGGACUAUAACACACUCAGAACAUGGUGAGGGGUGGUGUCCACAACUACGCUGACAGAGAACCGUGAUACAUGUGUUCCAGCAGCGUCUUCAUAUCACAGCAGACCUGUUUUUUGAUAUUUUAUUACAUCCAAACCAUUAAAAUCCCCAAACUGCUUCAACAGAAAUGUCCAUACAAGCGUAUAAAUGCCUCAAGUGUUUAAUUUGACCACGACAACAUUGAAAUGCAUAUAUAACAAAUACCAAUAACUGAACCCAGAAAUAACCACCUGCAUGUGUAACACAAAGUGCUGCACUCAUCAGAACAUGCUGGACAGAAAGGAUAGAGCAUCGAGUCUCAUGCCAGACAAGUCCAAGUCCCCUAUCUAGCUUGAGUUUUCAGUCUUACAGUAAACCUGACGUGGAUUAUUAAAGGUAAAUAAUUAAACCUGACAUACUUUAACUUGCCCUGUCAGUUAAAAAGCCUCUGUCAGUUAUGUAAGAUCAUAACGUUGGCCGCCUGCUGCUGCAGUCGACUCUGGUAUUUAUGAGCCGGAGGCGGCCACCUGGAUUUCAAGAGGCUGCUGAUGCAUGUUGGGACAUUUUCUGAGUUUCUGGAGUCUCGUGGGUCCUGAGCAGUAAUUAUCUACGAGCGUUUCUUCGGGUUUUGGCGGCUUCACAAACAAGUACAUUGUGAAGCAGUUUUUUCCUGAAGCUCAAAGAAAUAUGUUGAUUUACACUCCGCAGAGUUUUACAUGUUUACAUGUUCAUCACAUCUGGGGUCAGGAGGCCCUGCGUGCCUGCAGCGGCGGGACAGGCGUCUGCAUGUCUGCUGUCAGGACGGACACAUAAAUACCUGGUCGUCCAGAUGCUGCCUUCACUGUCGGACUGUCUGCAGGUGGAAGACAGAAGAGGAAGCUGAGAGACGCCAACAUGGUCCCACUGAGGCUGGUCUCCUUCGGCUUGCUGGCUGCAGCUUGGUAUUUCACUCGUGCUGCUGAGGGAAAGGUCAUCUACGCCUGUCUCAAUGACACCGCUGAGAUGUCAUGUGAUGUUGGCAGAAAGAUAAAGCUGCAACACAUCCUGUAUAAGGUCGGAGUGGGGACCAGGUGUGGGCAGGGAAAAGCCCAACCAGACGACGGACCCGACACCUUCUGCUCCUUCCCCUGGGCUGAGAUGGUGGUGGAGGAUCUCUGUGGUAACAGGAGAUCCUGUGAGGUCCCGGUCACUGAGCGGGUGUUUGGCGAAUAUCCCUGUAAGGAGCAGACCAGGUACCUGGAGGUGUCCUACACCUGCGCCACACCAACACCCCCACCUCCUCCUCCACCACCUCCAACCAAACCUGACUGUAAAGAAAAACCAGCCGGUGAAGCCUGACGUUUUAAAAACUGUAUUGUUCAUCACUGUGGAACAGAACAGCAUGAAGAUGUUGUCCCGUCACACCUGUUUGUUCUUCACUGUCAAACAAACUUAGAAGCUUCAGCCGGGUUCAGAGAGGAGGCCCGAGUGUUUGGAUUCAUGUAUCUGAAUGUGUAAAAGAUAUUUGGGCUUAUUUACUCAAGAAGGAUUUUAAGUCUGUGAAAUAAAAGUUUUCCUUCAACAUUCA
Messenger RNA from Micropterus dolomieu (smallmouth bass), 2215 nucleotides. RefSeq names its product L-rhamnose-binding lectin SML-like. Bases 1543 to 1986 code for a protein of 147 amino acids. The transcript has 10 exons. Lineage: Eukaryota; Metazoa; Chordata; Actinopteri; Centrarchiformes; Centrarchidae. The record is from RefSeq and is a predicted model, not a curated record. Gene Ontology annotation, molecular function: carbohydrate binding.